CGAUGACUUUUCGUAGCGUGUAUAGUGUGUACUAAGUAGUUCUAUACUUAUGUAUUUUUUGUUUGCUAGUGUAUGUUCCGUCGAUGAUAAUUAUCUAGAGCAUCCCUUAUACAGACGGGAGUGCAGAUGCACUCGAAAAACUUGCGCGAUAGGAUAGUAAUAGGCACAUACUGUGUGUGUAAUCAGCAGUAAAGAGUGAAUGCAGUUUUUGUUCUCUCACUCUCUUCCGCUGUGGAGCUGGGUCGGAUAGCAAUUGCAUUGGAAGGCCAGGAUUCAGAGGGCUGCAUAAUUGCAGUCGUGCAGCGGCCUCGCGAACAUCAUGGAUCGAAUGAUCACCUUGAGCACGCAGAAUCCACUGACGUUGCUUCUUAAGUUUGGUAUGAUGGCUUGGAACAACACCUGCGCCAUCGAGAACUGCUCGGGACACGGCGAGUGCCAUAACGGUACAUGCUUGUGCGAGAUUCAAUACGACGGUCCAGGCUGCCACGUGCCGAACUCCAGCUAUUACAUGGCGUUCGCGACGAUAUUCUUCAUACUGGCGUUCGUGUGCCUCACACAGUUGGUUAUGUGUGUAAUUGCCGAAUGGCGAAAGAUGAAAGCACCGUCGUUUCUGAGAGCUUGCCGGGUGACCACGCAAAAAGUGCUCUACUUCGUCGUCUUUCUCGCGUCUCUCAUCAGGGGUGCUUACUUCACGUCUCCGACGUCAUUCCAAGCACCGUGGUCCAAAAGCCUCAUGUCGGCGUAUUAUCCACUGAUGUUGAGUGGCGCAUCUCUUAUCGUGUGUUUCUGGGCCGAGGUGUUUCAUCUACCCGACAUACGCACAGACAAGCCACAAUUUCUCUCCAAGUCGUACCUAGCAUUUGUUGUUUUCAACUUUCUCACCUUCUCUCUUUUAAUCCUCGAAGUGGUAACCUCACAAUACAAUGCACAAGAUGAGGAUGAUCAGGCUUUCUACACACAUGUCUUCAACGGCUGUUACGCCGUACUGCUCUUCAUCGUCGUCAUACUCUUCCUCAUUUACGGAAUCGAAGUAUUUUUCAAGGUUCGUGGAGGAUUUUUAAGUGAUAGUCAAGUGGCAUCAAUCGCAACGAAUAACAGAUUGGACGAAGGCACACGUAGUGAUGAUGAUCCAGUCACUGCGAAACUUUUCGAACCAAUACCAAGUACUUCGGCAAUGGAACCCACGUUACAACAAGAAGUCAAUACUUCACAAUUGCAUCAGUCGAGAUUCGGUUUAAUCUCGCAGGCUUUAAUGCUAUUUAUCGUCGUUGGCUUUCUAUUUAGCGAAACACUCAGUCAAUUUUGGAAAACAAAAGUACCCUUGUAUAGUCGAAACUGGCAUGAUGUGGUAUUUCGAGUUAUCGAGGUUGGUGCUGCUCUGUGGUUCCCGUGUGUGCUGUGGAAUUGUAUGAGCCCUGAACAAUUAUGGAUUUUGAAUCCGAAAAGAAUUCUCAAGAGACUAGACUUGGAUCAAACUAAACAUCCUAAGGAAAUUGAGCUGCAGGACAAGUCCAAAGCAGCUGAAGCUGAGCGACUUACCGAUAAUGCUUCAAUCAGUAGUAAAGACUGUUGCUGGAUUUGUUAUGACAGUGAUACACAGGACGCCGGUCCUUUAAUCCAGCCUUGUCAGUGCAAAGGAGAUGUCGGCGUGGUACAUCACAAUUGUCUUCGUAGAUGGCUUGUCGAGAGCUCAAAAAAUUUGGAUAGCCUCACAUGCAAAGUGUGCGGUACGCAAUACAACGUUGAGCAUGCAACCAGAUUGGAUUGGCAGAAUGGUUUAACACCGCGACACUGGCUGCAUACAAUUGGUCUUGUCGUAACGAUGUGUGGCUCAGCAGCCGCGGCAUGGAUAACUAUUCAACUCGUCGAAGAUCCUUUCAUAAGAAUGUUGGCUGCUGGUGCAGCACUUCUAAUUAUAUACGUUUGCAUAAAAUGCUUCAGUGUCAACACAGUAGUAGCUUAUCAGCGAGCCAAAAUAUCGUCCUUGAACAUCGUCAACGUAGACAAUAGCGGAGAUACUCAAGUUUCAACGAUCAGUCAUAGCGUGUCUGUCGAAUUGGCAAAGUAUUAAUAUUAAUUAUAUUCCGUUGUCGGAAUGCGAUAGAAACUAUAAAAUUUUACGGUUUCUUUUCCAUGUAUUUCAUGGACAGAAUUUAACCUUUACGUUAAACAUUACGAAAGAAUAUACUUUAUUCCUCUAUACAAACUUUUGUGUGUGGCGAUUGGUGAGGGCUGUUCAAAUAAUCUGUUGCAUUCUUCACCACUAAGAACGCAUAUACAAAUUGUGCCAUGAACUUUUUUUUUCUAAAGCAAUAAACGAAUGAUAAGUUUAAUGCGUUAUUUCAAAAAGCAAAGACAAAAUGAAAUUCAUAAUUUGUUAUUCAAAUAUGAAUACAAUCUUAAUUUUAUUUCACAUUCAUUUGACGAUCUAUUAUUCCAUACGGUUCGUCCAUCGAUUUCAGCAUCGUGAUGCUAUACUUUUAAUAAGCAAUCAAAUGAAAAAUUUCGAUUUUGUAUCGAAAAAUAAUGUGCAGUGAGGUUUCGUCAUUCGCAUAAUAAAUUAAGAAAAGUUUAAUAUUGUACACAUUAACCGCUACAUAAAUGUAAUAUUUACAUUUUAAGUAUUUAUUGUCUUGUAUAAGGAAUUUUGACAAUUUAUGAACCGUACAAUAAAAUUUAGUUUUUCUAAAAAACAAGAAAAAAAAACAUCAGUCUAACAAGACAUUUAAAGUAGUAUUUGUAGUCUCAAAAAGGAAUUUUAGCGUAAUAAGUCAAAAAACGCGAUAAGUCAGUCAACCUGAUAUCUUUACAAAUUAGAAAUCGAAACAAUGAAAAAGAUUAAUGUGCGAUAGUUUUUUUUUUGCGAAAGUAUCGAGUCAGUCGUAAUAUGGUCAAUAUUGUCGAAGGUAGUAAGUAGCGUUAACAUUACCGAACAUAGCGUUGGUAUAAGAAAUACUAUUUAACGACGUCUUCUUAACAAGCUUAACUAUGUUUGAAGUUAGGUACACAUAAAUUUUUCCGAAGUAGAAAAUGUUAGUUUUAUUUAUUAAGAUUUUACAUAAAUGACAAAAACACAGAACUUAGAUAUAUAUGUAAUACUAGAAAUAAGUGAGAUUCGCGUUUCUUGCUCUUCUUUUUUAUACUAUCAAAUAACUACGUUAUAAGUUUUUAUACAUAUAUGUUCGAAAUUUUUGCAGCGUGGAAAAGAAAUUCCAGUUCAAAUUAUUGAUACUUAACGUAAUAAUAUUUUUUAUAAGAUUCGUUUAAUCAAAAUGUAAGUUCGAUGUCUUUUUGUAUGUAAUUUUUUAAUUACAUUGAAAAUCGUAUAAAAAUUUAGUUUUUUUCGUUCGAAAAAAUUAAGAAUAUAUUUUUAUGAAAAAACGAUUAUAAAAUUCUUAUUUGCCUAAAUGAUUAAGAUAGUUAUCUAUGUAUAUUUCAAAAAAAAAGAACUGCAUUACCUUUCUUAAAUACUCUUUUAAGAUGAAAAUAUUUAUAAUGAUGUAAAUAACAACUAUAAUUAUCAGUAAACGUAGGACUAUGUAUUUAUAAAAAAAGAAGAGAUGAUUUUUGCGUUAAACAUUAAUUAUCAAAUUACAAAAUUUCAUUUAUAAUUAUAAUAAAAAAUGUACACGCUUGCUGUUUUCUCGUCAUAAUAAUCUCAUAAUAGAAUCAAACAAAUCAAUGUAAUUCAAUGCAUAAUGUUCAUUUUGUUGAAUGCAGUCUGUCGUGCAGAGUGUACAUUUGUCUCAAAAUUGCUAAAGAUAGAUUUUAGUCAACUUUCUAGAAACUUCUUAAACUACAAUUAUUUUAUUUUAAGGUCAAAUGAAUGUCUGUUGUGUUUUAAUUAAUAAAACGUAAAAACGCAAUAGUAGAACAUUCACUUUUCUGUUUCUAUCUGAAAAUUGAUUAUUGUAAAAAAAUUCAAGACAAUGAAUUUCUUGCCAUGAAUGUAAUACUAUCUUAUCAGAAAUGAUUAAUUAUAAGUAUCAAAUCUGGUCUAAUGUUUAAGAUUUUAUUGUUAUUUUUUACCGAUGUGUGAAAUAGUUUAUUGUCAUAAUUUACAUUGAUUAUCCCAAUUAAGAAUUGUAUACAAAGCAAAAGAAUAUUUGUACACAUGGAAAAGCCAAGAAAAAAUAGGUGAUAAGCUGUGAUAAUGCAAUAUGUAUAAAUUAGUAGAGUAAACUUUGAAUAAAAUUAAAAGAUAUUCAAAAAUAUAUUAACAAA
Molecule: messenger RNA, 4224 nt
Organism: Phymastichus coffea
Lineage: Eukaryota; Metazoa; Arthropoda; Insecta; Hymenoptera; Eulophidae
Exons: 10
Coding region: 320-2071 (583 amino acids)
Molecular function (GO): zinc ion binding
Source: RefSeq, a predicted model, not a curated record